This is a messenger RNA of Ananas comosus (pineapple), 2262 nucleotides long. RefSeq names its product probable LRR receptor-like serine/threonine-protein kinase At1g56140. The coding region runs from base 57 to 2048 and encodes 663 amino acids. Gene Ontology annotation, molecular function: protein binding. The record is from RefSeq and is a predicted model, not a curated record. The transcript has 19 exons. Lineage: Eukaryota; Viridiplantae; Streptophyta; Magnoliopsida; Poales; Bromeliaceae.
CUUCAUCGUCACCACUACCAUUCUCCUCCUCCAUUUUCUCACCACCGAAUCCAACAAUGGCACCUCUCAUCCUCCUCUUCCUCACCUCCACCCUCUCCCUCCUUCCCCUCGGCGCUUCCCAAACCAAUACCACCACCACUACCGACACCAUCGAAGUAUCAGCGCUAAUAGCGGUGUUCGAUUCGUGGAACAUAUUGGGGAUGUUGAACCGGCCGCAUGACCCGUGCGCGCCAACUGCUUGGUUGAAUGCCCCAAAGGAGAAUCUUGUGGUCAAUUGCAAUUGUUCGAGCCCAGUUGACAAUACCUGCCACAUUGUCGAAUUGAAGGUGAGUGGCCUCAACAUUGUUGGCGAGAUCCCGAAUGAGCUCUUCGACUUGAAAGAAUUGGUCCAGUUGGAUUUGAGUCAAAACUUGUUGAGCGGCCAAGUACCGCCUGCAAUCGGCAGCCUCUCCAAUAUGAGCUUCUUGGACUUGAGCAUGAACAAAUUAUCUGGGAAUGUGCCAUCAGAGCUUGGGAAUCUUACUAAACUGUAUUCACUAAGCUUUCGUUCAAACAGAUUCAAUGGUGUCCUCCCAGAGGAACUUGGAAACUUGACCAGCCUUCAAUAUUUGUACUUUGACAGUAGUGGAGUUACUGGAGAUCUUCCUCAUGAGCUAGCAAAGUUAAGGAAGCUUAAAGCCUUAUGGGUAUUUGAUAAUGACAUCACAGGGACUGUACCGUCUUUCAUUGGAAGCUUAAAAGAUCUGACGGAUUUACGGAUCUAUGGGACAUCGCUUAAAGGACCUAUUCCAACAAUCUUCUCCGCCCUGGAAAAACUAGAAGUCUUGAUACUCGGUGAUCUUAUACCUCCAGAUUCUUCUCUUUCUUUCUUGGAGAACUUGACAAGUUUGUCAAUUUUGUCCUUGAGAAAUAGCCAAAUCACUGGUCAGAUCCCUGAUUAUCUUGGAGAAUUCGUCAACCUCACGUACCUAGAUUUAAGCUUCAACAAUUUAAGCGGUCAGAUACCAAGGUCAUUUCAAAAUUUUAGCUCCUUGCAACAUCUUUAUCUAGGUACAAAUAACUUGACUGGCGACCUCCCUACUGGUAUAAUUACUCCAAACCUCACAGCUUUAGAUGUGUCUUUCAAUCCUAUCUCUGGCAGUCUUCCUUAUGAUCAUAAUAAAGAAGGUUUCUCGAUGAACUUCAUUGGAACUUUAAUUGAUUCAAGAAGAAUAUAUGACAGUAGAAGUUCAGAUAUACUAUACUGCCUCCAUGAGGACACAUCAUGCAGUGGACAAAAUUUGACUUCUUCAAGUUCCUCAUUUUCUGUGAAAUGUGGUGGAAAGAAAAUAUUUGCCUCUGGUACUGAAUUCUAUGAGGAUUCUGAUGUUCUGGGAGCAGCAGAUUUUCGCUUGAACACCACACAUCAAUGGGUUGUGAGUAAUGUAGGCUCUCACCCUUCAAACCCUAAUAGCUCUCACUAUAUUGUGACCACAAAUGCUGAAAUACUGGGAACAUCAGAACCCGAGCUUUAUAAAACAGCGAGGGUGUCACCAAGCUCAUUACGAUAUUAUGCCGUUGGUUUAGUUAAUGGCAAGUAUACAGUCAACCUCCACUUUGCAGAGAUAGUAAUAUCUGAUAACUCGAGCUCAUGGAAAGGACUCGGAAAGCGCUUAUUCGACAUUUACAUACAGGGAAAUAGAGUCUUGCAAGAUUUCAACAUUAUUGAUGAAGCAAAGGGAUCGAAAAGGGCUAUGAACAAGACCUUUGAAGCAAAUGUUACUAAUUCUGUUAUGGACAUACAUUUCUUCUGGGCUGGGAAAGGUACCUGUUGCAUUCCAUAUGAAGGAACUUACGGGCCGUUGGUGUCGGCAAUACAUGUUUAUCCAGACUUCAAUAGGACAAAUUUGCCCUCCACACACAAAGAGGGAAUGGCAGGGAGGCUUGUGGGUUUUGCAUCUCUUUGCAUUGCUGGUGCUGCGAUACUUUCGUCCAUCGUUUACCUACGGUGGAAAUGGACCGCAAUAGGCCGAACACAAACUCAUAGUGCUCCUGAAGAAAAAAGUUGAUUCUAUUAUUAUUAUUUUUUCUGUUUCUUUCAUUGUGCAUGUUUGUGUGUAUUUUUCUGUGUGGAUUUGCCCUAUAAAUCUAGUCUUUGUUCAUGUAUCUUUUUACAUAGUUGUGAGCUGUUGGACAGAUAAAGGCUUGUAUAGCAAAAUAGGAAUUUACAACCAAGGAAAAAAAGAAAAAGAAAACACAAGAACCAAAGUUUGAUUUGUUGGA